CCGAAAUGAUAUUAGUUUUGUUUAUAUAAAGUUUGUUUUAACUAGCUAGUCAACUGCGACAACAGAAUCGUAGUCUCAUAUUGCCUGGAAUUGUUUCAAAUACAUCACCUAGAUUGAUGAAAUAUGGGAGUCACACUUGUUCUCAUCGAGAUUAUCGCAGCUUUACUGGCUGUAGCUCUGGUGUUGUUAUUAGGACUUUACAAACACAACCUGUCGUAUUGGAGGCGCAAGAAAGUUCUCUAUGUACCAAACCCACAAAUACCUCUGGGAAAUAUCACCAACCUGGUAAAACAGAAAGAAACACUUCCCGAAUUGACGAAGAACACCUAUAACUUCAUAAAAUCGAACAACGCCAAACAUGGCGGUCUCUAUUUUUUCGGAAAACCAGUUUGGAUGCCUGUUGAUAUAGACCUUCUGAACAACGUCCUAAUCAAGGAUUUUUCCCAUUUUGUGAACCAUGGUUUCUAUGUUAAUGGCGAGGAUGAUCCACUAUCCGCCCAUCUUUUCUCUCUCGAAGAUGAUAACUGGAGAAGAAUGAGAGCGGCAUUGUCACACACCUUUACCACAGGAAAGAUCAAAAUGAUGUUUCCCCUGGUAAUAGAGAAUGCGCGCCAUCUAGAGAAGAUAAUAGAAGAAGCAGAGGCUGCAAAACAGGCCAUCGAUAUCAAAGACUACAUCUCUAGGUUCUCCAAUGAUGUAAUCUGCUCAACAGCCUUCGGUUUAGAAGUGAACUCUAUACAAAAUCCAAAUUCGGAUUUGAGAAAAGUAGGGACGAGAUUUUUCGACGAUACCGGAUAUGAAGCUCUUCGAAAUUUGAUUUCCUUCAUCAUUCCAAGAAGACUUUUGCUGAAGAUGAGAUUUAAGUUGAUCAAACCUGAUAUCACGGAAUACUUCAUGAACUUGGUGAAGAAUACCAUCGAUUACCGUGAGAAGAAUAACAUCCAACGGAAAGAUUUCAUACAGCUCUUGAUACAGCUGAAGAAUACUGGUAAAGUUAUGGAUACUGGAGAGGGUGUGAGAGCUGAAACUUCAGCUGAAAAACGAAUGGAUAUGCACCUUACAGUAGAAGAGAUGGCAGCUCAAAUUUUUGUAUUUUAUCUAGCUGGAUUCGAGACUUCUUCAACAACUUCUACGUUCGCAUUGUUGGAACUCGCGUUGCAUCAAGAUGUUCAGGAUAAGGCUAGGGAAGAGGUGAGGAGAGUUCUGAAGAAACAUAACGGGGAAAUGACAUAUGAGGCUUGUAUGGAGAUGAACUACUUGAACCAGGUGAUAAAAGAGACUCUCAGGAAAUACCCACCAUUAGCAAUGGUAACAAGGUUAUGUACCAAAGAUUAUGAAGUACCUGGUAGUGAAGUGGUGAUCGAGAAAGACACUUUAGUUAUGAUACCCAUUGUUGGUGUACAGAAUGAUCCUGACAUCUACCCUGAUCCAGAAAAAUUCGAUCCAGAUAGAUUCAGUGAUGGAAACACUAUUCCCAAUAUAGCCUUCCUGUCUUUUGGAGAAGGACCAAGGAUAUGCAUAGGAAAGAGAUUCGGGAUGAUUCAAACAAAAGUGGCACUAGCAACUGUGAUUAAAAACCAUAGGGUUACAGUUAACACCCAAAAAACCGAGAUACCAAUCAAAUAUGCACCGAAAGCCUUGAUUACAACUGCCAAAGAUGGAGUUUGGUUGAACAUGACCAAAAUUCACUUAUUAAGGAGAUGCGAAGCAAUGAAUCCAGAGACUUCAAUGGAAAAAACAUUUAAUACCAUAAUCCAAGUAUCCUUCUACCUGAUACUCCUAUCAAUCACAAGCAUCAUAAUUCUUUAUAAAUGGAGUUUCCGUUACUGGCGAAGACGAGGCAUACCAAGUGUACCAGAGCCUGUCAUACCUUUCGGGAACAUACUAACAGUGGUCACACAGAAAGAAACACUGUUCGAAAUGACCAAAAGAAUCUACUUGGAGUCUAGGAAAAUGAAGUUAAAACAUUGUGGCAUGUAUCUGUUCGGAAAACCAGUUUGGAUUCCCAUUGAUCUUGAAUUGAUCAGGAAUAUCUUGAUCAGGGACUCAUCUCAAUUCAUGAAUCAUGGAUUGUAUGUGAACGAAAGAGAUGAUCCUCUUACCGCAAAUAUUUUUCUGAUUGAGGACGAGAAAUGGAGAUUGACUAGAGCUGCAAUCACUCAGCUAUUCUCCCCAGUGAAGUUGAAAACGAUGUUUGGACUGAUGUUGAAGAGUCUCAAGGAAAUUGGGCAAAUCUUGAGUGAUACGAUUGAACAAAACAAAUCGAUCGAUAUGAAAGAUUACUCUCAACGAUUCUUCAUGAAUGUGAUAGCCUCAUACACUUUGGGCUUAGAAAUCAACACUUUUAAAAAUCCAGAUUGUGAGUUUAGGCGAUACGGGAAACAAGCUGUUGAACUAGCUCCGUUAGCCUCAAUCAAAUUCCUACUCUCCAUGAUCAUACGAAGGAAAUGGUUGGAAGCUAUCAGGUAUAAACUGAAUCAGAAGGACAUCGAGAAGUUUUUUUUGCAACAAAUAUCAAGAGCAGUUGAUUAUCGUUUGAACCACGGCAUCAAAAGUAAUGAUUUCCUCCAGUUCUUCAUGGAAAUGCAAACUGCAGGUGUACAAAGUGAAUCUGAGGGAGGUAUGAUCCAAUUUACGAUGUCUUUGAAUGAAGUGGCUGGUAACGUUUUCACGUUUUUUGUUGCUGGCUUCGAGAGUUCUUCUUCUACUACAACUUACGCUUUGUUGGAGUUGUCCCUGAACCAGGACAUUCAGGAUAAGGUCAGGAAGGAGGUCAUAGGUGUUUUAGCAGAACACAAAGGAGAAUUGACCUAUGCAGCUGUUGCUGAGAUGGAGUAUUUGGAGCAAGUGGUGAAAGAAACGCUGAGAAAAUAUCCACCUGGCGCAACGCUUCCGAGGAUAUGUACAAAAGACUACAAAACCCCUGACAGCGACCAGAUUAUUGAAAAAGACACUCUGGUGUUCAUUCCAGUCUUGGGAAUACACCAUGAUCCAGAUCUGUAUCCUGAUCCCGAAGUAUUCAACCCAGAUCGAUUUAGUCCCAGAAAUAAGCAGUUUCUUCCGAAUAAUUUGUUUUUGCCUUUCGGUGAAGGACCAAGGAUGUGUAUCGGAAUGCGACUUGGUGUCACACAAGUGAAAACUAUAUUAUCGACUAUUAUCAAAGAUUUCAAAAUAACGUUAGAUCGAGAGAAGACAUCUUAUCCUCCCCAGUAUUCUACCAAAUCGAUGAUGGCGACGCCCACUGAAGGAGUUUGGUUUCAUGUUUCAAGAGUAUGACAGGAACAAAAACCGAAUAAGCUUACUUAUCGUUGUAAUACAAAAAUGAACAAGAAGAUUGUGAUUGUAAUUGGACACU
Coccinella septempunctata (seven-spotted ladybird) is the source of this 3355-nucleotide messenger RNA. RefSeq lists its product as uncharacterized. The transcript has 8 exons. The record is from RefSeq and is a predicted model, not a curated record. Bases 124 to 3276 code for a protein of 1050 amino acids. NCBI's taxonomy places the organism in Eukaryota, Metazoa, Arthropoda, Insecta, Coleoptera, Coccinellidae. Gene Ontology annotation, molecular function: heme binding; oxidoreductase activity, acting on paired donors, with incorporation or reduction of molecular oxygen; monooxygenase activity.